AUAAUAUCAAAUUAGGAAUAUGGCUAAAACUAUUUCAUCAGGAAUGAAAGUUAUGCUUUUCCACCUCAUUUUACUCUCGCUUGUGGGAGUUGUCUUCUCAGCAAAUUCUACGGAAUCUACUGACCUUAAUUCUAUCAAAGCUUCCAAAGAAGUAUCUGUUUCAGGAGUCUCCUCUGGAGGAGCCAUGGCUGGACAGAUGAUUGUUGCAUACUCGAGUAAGAUCAAAGGAGCAGGAAUUUUUGCAGCUCCUCCUUACUUCUGUACCAAAGGCGCAGCUAUCUCAGUGAUUGAUUGCAUGACAACUGGUGUCUCUGUGUUCUCAGACCAGCUCGUGCUAGCUGCUAAAGGAUUUGAAAAACUUGGCCAAAUUGACAGUCUCUCAAAUAUGAAGAACAAAAAGAUCUAUAUGUUUUCAGGUAAAAGAGACUCUAUUGUCUGGAGUGGAGUAGUUAAGAAAAACGAAGAAUUCUUCAGGAAACUUGGGGCAAAUAUUGAAACUGAGUAUAGCCUCUCUGCUGAGCAUACUUUCCCAACAGACUUCUUCGGGAAUAGCUGUGGAAAGCUAGGAAAACCUUUCAUUAAUAACUGUGAUUUUAAAGGAUCUAAGCAUGCACUUGAGCAUAUUGUUGGACAAAGCUUGAACCCAAAGGUGGAUUACAAAGAGGAAAACCUCAAGAGCUUUAAUCAGAAGAAAUACCAAAUCGGUUUCAAACAUUCAUUAGAUAAUUCAGGAAUGAUCUAUGUGCCAGAUGGUUGCAAGAAUAAAGCAUGCGAACUCCAUGUUGCUUUCCACGGUUGUGAACAGACAACUAAAGAUAUUGGUCUAGACUACGUUUACGGAACAGGUUUCUUAGGUCUCGCCGAAGCCAAUGAUUUCAUUGUAUUAUUCCCACAAGUCAAGAAGUCUAUUUUUGGAGGAAAUCCACAAGGAUGCUGGGACUGGUGGGGAUACAGUGAAACAAUCCCUACUCCUCUCCAAUGGGUGUUCCCAACCCAGAGUGGAGUGCAGAUGAGAGCUAUCGACAACAUGAUAUCGGACCUUCAAUCUGGAAGCUUUGAAUUGCAUAGUGAAUUUGCUUUCAAAGACAUCCCAAAAUCUUCUUACUAGUUAUCAAAAUAUAAAAGCUACGGCACAAAUAUCGAUUUUCUUUUA
Molecule: messenger RNA, 1153 nt
Organism: Moneuplotes crassus
Lineage: Eukaryota; Ciliophora; Spirotrichea; Euplotida; Euplotidae
Source: the annotation of a GenBank genome assembly